AACGGAUCAUUAGGGCACUUUGGAGCUGUUUCUCGCCAAUUUACAUUCUCUGUUAGGUUGGGAGCUCAGGAAGCAGCUGACUUCUCUCUCUCAAGGAAAGAUGUUGUUCUUUUCUUACUUUAAGGAUUUGGUCGGAAGAGAAGUGACGGUUGAGCUGAAGAACGAUUUAGCGAUUAGAGGGACUCUGCAUUCUGUGGAUCAGUACCUGAAUAUCAAGCUCGAGAACACUAGGGUUGUUGAUCAGGACAAGUUCCCUCAUAUGCUCUCGGUGAGAAACUGCUUCAUCAGAGGAUCUGUGGUGAGAUACGUCCAGUUACCACCUGAUGGAGUCGAUGUUGAUGUUCUUCAUGACGCCACUAGAAGAGAAGCAAGGGGUGGCUGAUACCAUCAUCUCUCCAACUUGAUGUGGAGAUUUGACUAAAAUGCUUACAUGUAAUGGCUUGAUUUGGAAUCUUCCAGUAGAGUUCUUCUGGUUGUAUAUACAUUCCAUGGUAUGGCCAUGAAGGGCUGUUAGAACUUUUGAUUGUCGAAGGAUUAUCCGGAUUUUUUAAUUAUCUCUGAUGGAUCAUCAUC
Messenger RNA from Tarenaya hassleriana, 573 nucleotides. Its product is annotated as sm-like protein LSM2. Gene Ontology annotation, cellular component: U4/U6 x U5 tri-snRNP complex; catalytic step 2 spliceosome; U6 snRNP. Bases 101 to 382 code for a protein of 93 amino acids. NCBI's taxonomy places the organism in Eukaryota, Viridiplantae, Streptophyta, Magnoliopsida, Brassicales, Cleomaceae. Gene Ontology annotation, biological process: mRNA splicing, via spliceosome. Gene Ontology annotation, molecular function: RNA binding. The record is from RefSeq and is a predicted model, not a curated record. The transcript has 3 exons.